CCAAGAUCUGAAGUUGAGGAGAGGCCUACUCAGCCUACGGUUGGUCAGGAAGAACUGCUCGAGAAGGCAUAGAACCGCCUUAUGGAAGAUGGAGUCGGAAUCAUGGGUCUUCACGGUAUGGGUGGUGUAGGCAAAACUACCCUUUUCAAGAAAAUCCACAAUAAGUUUACUGAAAUAGUUGGUACGUUUGAUGUUGUGAUCUGGAUAGUGGUGUCUCAAGGCGCAAAGAUUUCAAAGCUUCAAGAAGAUAUUGCUCAAAAGCUACAUCUUUGUAGCGACGAGUGGAAAAACAAAAAUACAAGUGAUAAGGCUGCUGAUAUACACAAAGUUUUAAAGAGGAAGAGAUUUGUUUUUAUGCUAGAUGACAUAUGGGAAAAAGUGGAUUUAGAAGCCAUUGGAGUUCCUGAUCCAACCAGAGAUAUUGGACGCAAAGUAGCGUUAAUUUUUCGCAAAAAUAAGCCAGUUUAAAGGUAUCUAUUUUAAAGCAAUAAGGUUAAUUUUGAUUAGCUUAUUCUGGAUUCGAGAUUUUUCUCCGUUCUGGGAUAUACUCGCCGAAUAUUUGCAAUUUUCGUCCUCGGAAUUGGUAAUUUAUUGAAAAAAACACAUCACUAACUUUUUUUUGUUUCCGACCCUCAAACGAUUUUGCUGCGAUUUCUCAUCCAAAAAAAUUGCAGGAUUCAGACAUUCGAUCGUUGUUUCCACUGUGAUCUUGUUAAUUUAGGGUAUGUGCCAGACAUUCCUCAAUACUACCCAGACACGUACUGGGCCUUGGCGAUGCCGUUGUGUUUGAUGGUGACUCUGUUGUUUGUUUUGGGGUUUUACAUUGGUCUCAACUUCAUGUCUACUUCAACCUCAACCUCUUUCAAUACUUUGUUUGAUGAGUACAGCAGAGAAGAUGGAGAUUUUGUUCAUCUGAUGACAGAAAGAGGAAGACAAAGCCAAUUGUUAUUACAAGUGUUAAACGUUUUUUUUUUAUGUUCGAUUCAAGUCAUGCCAAGUGAUGGCCUUUGUUCAAAUUUCGUUGAGGAGGAGAAGCAGCUCUUGAAGAAUCUACAAGAUCUAACUUAUCGACCGAGUUAAGUUUGGAGCAAAAGUAUUAGGGGAUCAAAAGGUUGGCGAACUUAAUCUGUAAGUCGUUGUAUUGACGGGUUUCUUCAAAUGCCAUUCCAGUCGUUACUUUGAAAAGUCAUGAGAUGUCAGAUACUAAUUUGUAUGGACUCUAGCUGACCAUAAAAAGUAAGAAUAAUCAAAGUCCUCCACAUGGAAACCGAGUGGUCUGCAAAUCAACGACGCCAAUGUCUUUUUCUAUCUUCUAUCUUAAUUUUCUUUGAUAAUCUCCUAACCAUUCGUAUUGGACCUAGAUGUUAUCUCUAAUAUUUUUCACCUAAAACACUUGUUGAGCUUCAGCUUUUAGCUUCGUUGUUUGCUUACUGAAAUUUUUUCUCAACAUGGGAAAUAUUGUGUCUUGCCAAUGUUCUGGUGUUGAAGUACUGGAUCGUAUCAUUGGAUGUUUAUGUGAUAAAGGUUAUAUUCGAAGCCUUAAGGAGAAUCUCAGGGAUUUGGAGAGGGAAAUGGAAGAUCUCAGAGCAAUAAAAGAUGAGGUGCAGAACAAAGUAGCGAGAGAAGAGGCACGCCAUAAACAAAAGCGUAAAGCUGUCCAGGUAUGGCUUAGCCGUGUUGAGAGCAUCGACACACGAUUAAAUAAUGUGCUUAGUGAUAGUCCCGUUCAGCUUCAAAAGUUGUGUUUCUGUGGUUUAUGUUCAAAAAAUGUAUGUGCGAGCUAUAAUUAUGGGAAAAGGGUAAUCUUGUUGCUGGAAGAGGUUAGGAAACUCAACUCGGAGGGUAAUUUUGAAGAGGUUGUUGAGCCAGCUCCGACAUCUGAAAUGGUGGAAAGGCCUACUCAGCCUACGGUUGGUCAAGAUAGAAUGCUGGAGAAGGCGUGGAAACGCCUUAUGGAAGACGAAGUCGGAAUCAUGGGUAUGCACGGUAUGGGUGGUGUAGGAAAAACUACCCUUUUCAAGAAAAUCUACAAUAAGUUCUCUGAAAUAGCUGGUAGGUUUGACGUUGUGAUCUGGAUCGUGGUGUCUCAAGGCGCAACGAUUUCAAAGAUUCAAAAAGAUAUUGCAGCAAAACUACACCUUUGUAACGACGAGUGGAAGAAAAAAGAUGAAAGUGAUAAGGCUGCUGAUAUAUACGACGAUUUAAAGAGGAAGAGAUUUGUUUUGAUGCUGGAUGAUAUAUGGGAGGAGGUGGAUUUAGAAGCCAUUGGUGUUCCCUUUCCCACAGAAGAGAAUAAAUGCAAAGUAGCAUUCACCACUCGUUCUCAGGAAGUAUGUGGGCGGAUGGGGGAUCAUGACGCAAUGGAAAUCAAAUGCUUGGAACGAGAUGAAGCAUGGGAAUUGUUUAAAAGCAAAGUCGGAGACAAUACAUUAAGUAGAUAUCCAGGCAUUGUCAAGCUAGCAAGAAGGGUUGCUGAUAAGUGUCGUGGUCUGCCACUAGCGCUUAAUGUCAUUGGUAAGGCAAUGUCAUCUAAAACUAUGGUACGAGAAUGGGAGCAUGCAAUGGAUGUUUUGACAAGAUCCGCUGCAGAGUUUUCUUCUGACAUGGAAAAUAAAAUUCUUGCAGUUCUGAAGUUCAGCUAUGAUAGCUUGGGGGAUGAACAAAUCCAGUCGUGUUUCUUGUAUUGUGCUCUGUUUCCAGAGGAUGAAACGGUACAUGUUGAGGAUUUGAUACAAUUAUGGAUAUGCGAGGGAUUCCUGGGGGGAUACCAAGUUAUAAAAGAAGUAUAUAAUAAGGGUUAUGCAAUGCUUCGUACCCUUAUCCGUGCAAAUUUGCUGACAGAGUUUAGUACCGGACAUGUUGUAAUGCAUGACGUGGUUCGCCAAAUGGCUCUGUGGAUUGCAUCCGGUUUCGGGAACCAGAAAGAGACAUUUGUUGUGCAAGCAAACGUCGGACUAGUUGAAAUACCAAAAGUCAAGGAUUGGGGAGCAGUGAGAAGGAUGUCAUUAAUGAAGAAUAAGAUUGUAGAGAUACCAUGCAGCAGUUCCAAGUGUUCUGAACUUACAACUCUCUUCCUUCAAGAGAAUCAAUUGAAGUCAAGAAUCUUGAAGGAUCUUUUCCUUCAAGAGAAUCAAUUGAAGAAUCUGAGAGAGAGUUUUAGGCGAUUGACGAUCUCUUCGUAAACCGCCGCCGGAGUUCGGCCUCACGCCGUUAGCCGAGAAUU
Camelina sativa (false flax) is the source of this 3223-nucleotide messenger RNA. NCBI's taxonomy places the organism in Eukaryota, Viridiplantae, Streptophyta, Magnoliopsida, Brassicales, Brassicaceae. The record is from RefSeq and is a predicted model, not a curated record.